AUGAUGUUGACGUGUGACUAUUCCGAUGCAUCGGAACAAACUUCAAGAAAAUUUGCUAAGACAUGUGUAGAAAAAAAACGACGUGAUCGUAUUAAUAAAAGUCUUGAUGAAUUAAAAGAUCUUAUGGCAUUAACUGAUGAAAGAGCAAGAUAUCAAAAAUUAGAAAAAGCCGAAAUACUUGAAAUGACUGUAAAUUAUAUUCGAAAUUUAAAACGUACAAUGAAUAAUUCAAUUGAAGAUUAUGAAAAUGGUUAUAGACAAUGUUCAGAAGAAAUGUGGAAAUUAAUUUAUACAUUACCAAAUAUUGUUCCUGAACAACGUGAACGUUUAGCUAAUCGUUGUCGACAAAUGUGGACAAAUCGUCGAUUUACUCAUCAUCAUCAUCAUCAUCCUCAUCCAUAUCAACAACGAACAACAACAACAAUAACAAAUGAACAAUAUUCUCAACAACAAUCAUCAUCUUGUCUUAAAAUUCUUAUUAAUCAUUCAUCAAUAAGCAAUCCUAAUAAUCCAUAUUCUUCAUUACCAUCAUCAGCAUCAUCAGCAUCAUCAUCAUCAUCAUCAAAUGGUUCAUCUAGUUCUCUUAGUCCAUCAUCACCAAAACUUUGGAAACCAUAUAUGUAA
Molecule: messenger RNA, 624 nt
Organism: Rotaria sordida
Lineage: Eukaryota; Metazoa; Rotifera; Eurotatoria; Philodinida; Philodinidae
Source: the annotation of a GenBank genome assembly